Psilocybe cubensis is the source of this 564-nucleotide messenger RNA. RefSeq lists its product as uncharacterized. The coding region runs from base 1 to 564 and encodes 187 amino acids. The transcript is spliced from 2 exons. The record is from RefSeq and is a predicted model, not a curated record. Lineage: Eukaryota; Fungi; Basidiomycota; Agaricomycetes; Agaricales; Agrocybaceae.
AUGUCGGCUCCUAUCGCAUCGACCAGCUCUUCUUCCAACUUUGAUCUCGAGGCACAGAGUCCAGUAUCCCCAGUUCCAGUCCUAACACACUCCACAUGGACUGCACCCCCCAUGCGCAUGCUCGAUCCCACAGACGAGCAGUUCGGAUACACAUUCUCUACACAUGACAGCCGCCACGACGAACGUCGUCAAAGCCUCUCAGACGUACCACCACCAUACGCAGAAGAAUCUGCCAUCCCUCUCCCCGAAUACACACUGCACGCGCCCGAGCCCGUUACGCUCGCCAUGUUCCUUUUCAAAUUCGGGUUCUUAUUCCCACCAUUCUGGCUCUUUGGCGCUUUCAUCCUCCUCUCUCCACUCCGCGAGCCCUCACAGCCGUCCUCAGACGAGGACACACCCGCAUGGAUGCCCGAAAAGACAGAAGAAGAACGCAGAGAAAUCAUCGCCACCAUCCGCACCACCGAGCUCAAAUGGGCCAGACGAUGCCUGUGCGCGUUCUGCAUCCUCACCGUGCUGGCUGUUGGCGGCGGCAUUACGGCCUGGGCUAUCCUUCGCCGCUCAUGA